AUGGCCAACUCUCCUCACGGUGGUGUCCUCAAGGACUUGCUCGCCCGCGAUGCUCCCCGCCAGAUCGAACUCAGCGCUGAGGCCGAUACCCUCCCCGCCAUUGUUCUCACUGAGCGCCAGCUGUGUGAUUUGGAACUUAUCAUGAAUGGUGGUUUCUCUCCUCUUGAGGGAUUCAUGAACCAGGCCGACUAUGAUGGCGUCUGCGAGAACAACCGCCUUACCGAUGGCAAUGUCUUCUCUAUGCCCAUUACACUCGAUGCCAGCCAGGAGAUUAUUACUAAGAACAAGCUGAAGGCCGGUUCCCGUAUCACUCUGCGUGAUUUCCGUGAUGACCGCAACCUUGCUAUUCUUACCAUUGACGACAUCUACCGCCCCGAUAAGACCCGUGAGGGCAAGCUCGUGUUCGGCGGCGACCCGGAACAUCCGGCCAUCAAGUACUUGAACGAGACCGUCCAGGAAUUCUACAUUGGUGGUAAGAUCGAGGCUAUCCACAAGCUGAACCACUACGACUAUGUCGCUCUCCGCUACACACCCGCCGAGCUGCGCAUUCACUUCGACAAACUGGGCUGGUCCCGCGUCGUCGCUUUCCAGACUCGUAACCCCAUGCAUCGCGCUCACCGUGAGCUGACUGUCCGCGCUGCCCGCUCUCGCCAAGCCAAUGUCCUGAUCCACCCCGUCGUCGGUCUGACUAAGCCCGGUGACAUUGACCACUUCACUCGUGUCCGUGCAUAUGAGGCUCUCCUGCCCCGCUACCCCAAUGGCAUGGCCGUCCUGGGUCUGCUCGGUCUCGCCAUGCGUAUGGGUGGUCCCCGCGAGGCCAUUUGGCACGCUAUCAUCCGCAAGAACCACGGUGCCACCCACUUCAUCGUCGGUCGUGACCACGCCGGUCCCGGUAGCAACUCCAAGGGCGAGGACUUCUACGGUCCCUACGACGCUCAGCACGCCGUCGAGAAGUACAAGGAUGAGCUCGGCAUCGAGGUCGUCGAGUUCCAGAUGGUCACCUACCUACCCGAUACCGACGAGUACCGCCCCGUCGACCAGGUCCCCGCUGGUGUCAAGACCCUGAACAUCUCCGGUACCGAGCUCCGCCGCCGUCUCAAGACCGGCGCCCACAUCCCCGAGUGGUUCUCCUACCCCGAGGUUGUCAAGAUCCUGCGCGAGUCCAACCCUCCCCGUAACAGCCAGGGUUUCACUAUCUUCUUGACCGGUUACCAAAACUCCGGCAAGGACGCCAUUGCCCGUGCUCUCCAGGUGACCCUGAACCAGCAGAGCGGCCGCUCCGUCUCACUGCUGCUCGGUGAUACUGUCCGCCACGAGCUCUCUUCCGAACUCGGCUUCACCGCCGAAGACCGCCACACCAACAUCCAGCGCAUCGCCUUUGUCGCAACCGAGCUGACCCGCGCCGGUGCCGCCGUCAUCGCUUCCCCCAUCGCUCCCUACGAAUGCUCCCGCAAGUAUGCUCGCGACCAAAUCUCCCAAGCCGGCUCCUUCUUCCUGGUCCACGUCGCCACUCCUCUGGAGUACUGCGAGGCUACUGACAAGCGUGGUAUCUACGCCAGUGCCCGCCGUGGCGAGAUCAAGGGUUUCACUGGUGUCGAUGACCCCUAUGAGACUCCUGAGAAGGCUGACCUUGUUGUUGACUUCUCCAAGCAGUCUGUCCGCUCUAUUGUCCACGAGAUCAUCCUUGUACUUGAGAGCGAGGGCUUCUUCGAGAAGGGCCAGUAA
Messenger RNA from Penicillium taxi, 1725 nucleotides. RefSeq names its product sulfate adenylyltransferase (gene sC). Gene Ontology annotation, cellular component: cytoplasm. Gene Ontology annotation, biological process: sulfur amino acid metabolic process. Gene Ontology annotation, molecular function: ATP binding; sulfate adenylyltransferase (ATP) activity; adenylylsulfate kinase activity. The coding region runs from base 1 to 1725 and encodes 574 amino acids. The record is from RefSeq and is a predicted model, not a curated record. The transcript is spliced from 4 exons. Lineage: Eukaryota; Fungi; Ascomycota; Eurotiomycetes; Eurotiales; Aspergillaceae.